Molecule: messenger RNA, 384 nt
Organism: Macrosiphum euphorbiae (potato aphid)
Lineage: Eukaryota; Metazoa; Arthropoda; Insecta; Hemiptera; Aphididae
Source: the annotation of a GenBank genome assembly
AUGGUCCAGGCGCUAACGAACAAUGGAUGUUUCCAAAAAUAUCUGUGGGACAGGGACAGAGCACAGAGUCCAGCCUGCGUUCACUGCACGGCAGAAGUCGAUGAUGCGGAGCACACUACUUUCGUGUGUCCUUUCUGGAACGAAGCCAGAAGCGAACUGUCGCAACUCCUCCGAAGGCAACCCCGUCUCGGAGAUGUCACCGACCUACUGUGUAGACCAAUACCGGACGAGCUUCCUGCGAACCCGAUCCAGCGACAAAAAAUUCAAGAGGCUGUGACCAGGAUGGCUGAUAGUUUUUCCCGAAUGAUCGAGUCCAUAAUGAGCUGCAAAGAGGAUUUGGAGAGGCGAAGGCAAGGCGCACCUGCAGCAGCAGUAGCAGACUAA